Messenger RNA from Candidozyma duobushaemuli, 549 nucleotides. Its product is annotated as gluconokinase. Gene Ontology annotation, molecular function: gluconokinase activity. The record is from RefSeq and is a predicted model, not a curated record. Gene Ontology annotation, cellular component: cytoplasm. The coding region runs from base 1 to 549 and encodes 182 amino acids. NCBI's taxonomy places the organism in Eukaryota, Fungi, Ascomycota, Pichiomycetes, Serinales, Metschnikowiaceae. The transcript has a single exon.
AUGAGUACCGUUAUCGUCGUCGGCGGACCUGCCGGAACAGGAAAAACUACCGUGGCGGAGCUUCUCUCCAAGCACUUCAACGACUGUCCUUUUGUUGAAGGCGAUGCUUUGCACCCACAAGCCAACAUCGACAAGAUGUCUGCGGGCCAGCCUCUUACCGACGAUGACAGAUGGGGUUGGCUUCAGAACUUGAGUGAAGCCGCUGCUCAGAAGGCCGUCGAGUCUCCACAGAAGGUGUGCAUUGCCUCUUGUUCGAUGUUGAAGAAGGUGUACAGAGACCACAUCAAGAAGAGUGCCCACCACGUCGAUCCGCUGUUGAAGUUCAAGUUUGUUUUCCUCUGGACGACAUACGAAGAGUUGAUGCAGAGAGUCAGCAGUCGGGCGGGUCACUUCAUGAAGCUGGACAUGGUGCGUUCUCAGUAUGACAUUAUGGAGGUUCCCAAGGACGAGGAGCUUAUCGCUAAUGGCGGGGACUCCUUGGAUGUGGACACUUCUGGCAGGACGCCGCAGGAGAUCACCAGCGGAGUGAUUGCAGACAUUGGCAUUUAA